AUGGCUUCUCGAUUACCACUCCGUCAAUUUUCCGAGCAGCGCGUGAGGUGUAUCGCGCGCGUGCCCCGUGUUCCCCGUCAGAUAUGUUGCAGCAGGACAUUCACGUCGGCGAAGGGUUCUGAAGGCGUCAAAGCCAGUGCUAGGUCAAUCCACGGCUUACAGUCAAUUUCCAGUCUAAGGAACACUUUCUCCAAGCUCAAUGUUAUUCCAAUCGGCAGUUCUCAAAUUCGCACAUAUGCGGACACCAUUGUCAAGGUUCCUCAAAUGGCAGAGUCCAUUACUGAGGGAACACUGAAGCAAUUCUCAAAACAGAUUGGAGAUUUUGUCGAACGCGACGAAGAAAUCGCAACAAUUGAGACGGAUAAGAUCGAUGUGUCGGUCAAUGCUCCCGAAUCUGGGGUUAUAAAAGAGUUUCUGGUAAACGAAGAGGAUACGGUUACCGUCGGACAGGACCUCGUCAAACUUGAGGCAGGCGGCGCUCCAGAGAAGAAAUCGGAAGAUGCGACGGAGAAGCCCAAGGAACCCGCUGCCACCAGCUCAGAGCCCGAACAACCGAAGGCGCCGGAGCCAAAACAAUCCUCUUCUACUCCUGAAAAGGCCCCAUCGUCCCCAAAGACUCCUUCCCCAGAUGCAUCUUCGAAACCAUCACCGCAGGCCUCAACAAAAUUUCAACCCUCGGAGGAACCGAAAUCUGCCUUGGGUGGCCGCGAAGAAAGACGUGUUAAAAUGAACCGUAUGAGGCUGAGGAUCGCUGAGCGUUUGAAGCAAUCUCAGAACACGGCUGCUUCACUUACUACCUUCAACGAGGUUGACAUGUCUUCACUCAUGGAAUUCCGCAAACUUUACAAGGAUGAUGUGCUCAAGAAGACCGGUGUAAAGCUAGGUUUCAUGAGUGCCUUCUCCCGUGCAUGCGUCCUGGCCAUGAAGGAUGUACCUGCCGUCAACGCGUCAAUCGAGGGUCCGAAUGGCGGGGAUACCAUUGUCUAUCGCGAUUACGUCGACAUCAGUGUGGCUGUUGCCACGGAGAAGGGUCUCGUCACCCCCGUGGUCCGCAACACGGAAACUAUGGAUCUCGUAGGAAUUGAAAAGGCCAUCGCCGAUCUUGGAAAAAAGGCGCGCGACAACAAGCUUACCAUUGAGGACAUGGCGGGCGGUACUUUCACAAUUAGCAACGGUGGGGUGUUCGGAUCCCUUAUGGGCACACCCAUUAUCAAUCUGCCUCAAACAGCUGUUCUUGGACUCCAUGCGAUCAAGGACAAGCCUGUCGCUGUCAACGGAAAGGUUGAGAUUCGCCCGAUGAUGUACCUCGCCCUCACCUAUGAUCAUCGACUUUUGGAUGGCCGAGAGGCUGUCACUUUCCUCAUCAAGGUCAAGGAGUAUAUCGAGGAUCCCCGCCGUAUGCUUUUGGGUUAG
Messenger RNA from Aspergillus calidoustus, 1413 nucleotides. The record is from the annotation of a GenBank genome assembly. NCBI's taxonomy places the organism in Eukaryota, Fungi, Ascomycota, Eurotiomycetes, Eurotiales, Aspergillaceae.